AGUGAGAAGAGGCGCACCCGAAUCGUUCUCUCACUUCACAUCAGGGACGAAUAUACCGAAAUACAUUCUCCGCCGUUGAUAUUCAGAUUUCAGAAGUUCAUUCCUCCAAUUGGCACAACACUCCACCCUCUUAAUCGCCGACCAUGUCUUCCUUACCACGACCAACCAAUCUACUCGGUGACGAACAUACCUCUCCAUCAAAUGAAAGCCAGGCCUCGAUUCCGGACCAAGUAUGGACAACCACAGAGUCCUCAUCAACAAGCCACACUUCCGUCUCCCAGGCCAGCACCCCAGACUACGGAUACGAGGCAGACAACGAAGACAGUGGCGACGAAGAGAAUCUUGAGGAUAACGAGAGCCUGUAUUUUCCCGAGCAAGAUGACGAUACAACCUCAGUCAACACUGUCUCCACCGACUCAGCCCCCGUGGAGGAGUAUCUUGAAACCACACCCCACCAGCAGCCAGGGGACAACCCCCAAGGCUCUGCUGAUCAACGCAUACCGGAUCUUGUCUCAUCCCCAUCAUUCACGCCAGGCUCAGAAGUCGACGUCGAGGAGCUUCUCCUAAAUGCGUGUGAGCCCAGAGGGUUCUAUUGGAACACCAGCGAUGCCGGCAUUCGAUGA
Molecule: messenger RNA, 623 nt
Organism: Penicillium brasilianum
Lineage: Eukaryota; Fungi; Ascomycota; Eurotiomycetes; Eurotiales; Aspergillaceae
Source: the annotation of a GenBank genome assembly